Acanthoscelides obtectus is the source of this 1750-nucleotide messenger RNA. The record is from the annotation of a GenBank genome assembly. Lineage: Eukaryota; Metazoa; Arthropoda; Insecta; Coleoptera; Chrysomelidae.
AGGUGUUGCCAUUGCUUAACGUGCAGCUUCCACUUCUUCAGUCUUAUGUGAUUUGUGAACCCAAACACAGCUCUAUUUCUAUUUUUCUGUUUUCUUUUUGUGACCUGACAAGUGGUGACAAAACGUGAUCGAUUGUGGUUAAGGUAUUUUUUUCUUUUUAACAAAAAUAUUGCUAAGAAAAUGGAAUCGAAGGCUGAUUAAAAUUGGUUAGCCACCAAUCUUUAAAAAAUGCUUCAGUUUUUCUGCAUUUUUAACCUCUCCCUUGACGUUUUGACUUAAUAAUUACAGUGUGCGACAUGGCAAAAAGUAUCAGAAGCAAAUGGAAGAGAAAAUGCAGGGCCAUAAAACGAGAACGGUACGGUAAAAAAGAGCUAGAAAGGCUGAAGAAGACCCUGGGCAUUAAAGACGAAUCUGGUAUUAGUAAAGACAUAGCAAUGAAGGAUUGUGAACAGAUAAUAACAUUUACCACUGCUGAGGAGAUCAAUAAGAAACAGGAGGAACCUAAAGAUAUAAUGGAUGUCAGUGAAUUGGAUGAUUUAAAGAAGAAGUUUAACCCCAAAACACUAAGAAAUGAAAGUGGAGCUUACCCUGUGUGGGUGCAUCCCAGGAAAAUCAAGAAGGGCAAAGAUGCCUAAAAACGAUGUAAAAAAAUCUGCUGGGCCUUCAUAUACAUCUGAAGAUAUUAGAAGAGCUGUCGAGGAUGUUGCAAACAAAAAUAAAACCUAUAGAGCAGCUCAAGAGCUCUAUGGUGUUCCCAUAUCUGUUAUCUGUCAAAGACUUACUGGAAAAAGAAGAACCCCAAUUGGUUCCGUAGCAAGAGCUCGAAAACCUGCCCUAUCAGCAGAAGUUGAGAAUACUAUAGAGAGAUGUAUCCUUACUCGAGCGCAAUACGGUUAUCCCUGCGAUAAAAAUGAGCUGCAGGACCUAGUCAAAACUUAUGUCGAGAGCAAAGAAUUACAAACUUCUUUUAAAAACAAUAGACCCGGAGACGAUUGGUAUUAUGAUUUUCUGAAAAGGCAUCCCACCCUUUCAGUUAAAAAGCCUGAACUGUUACAAAAAUUACGUAAAGACGCACGAAAACCCGAAGUUGUUUAUUAUAAUUUUUACAAAAUUCUGAGACAAACAUUAAUUAGCAAAGAUCUGAUUAGCCCGGAUAAGGCCUGUUUUAUUUAUAACGCAGAUGAAAGUGGUUUUCCUAGUGACCCUAGUUGCCUUCGUCCAAUAGGCCAAAAAGGUAGGUCACUUUGUAGAGUAUCAGGAGGUAGUGGUAGGGAAAAUACCACGAUGGUCGCUUGCAUUGGAGCCGAUGGAUCUGUUUUACCUCCGCUUGUCGUAUUCAAGGGAGCCGCAGUUCAGACAAGAUGGGUUUCAGAAAAAGGAUACCCUGGUACCCGUUAUACCACCUCAAGUAAUGGAUGGAUGGAGGAGCCGCAAUUCUUCCAUUGGUUCACCAGUACUUUUAUACCUCAUAUCCAAAAAGUACAGGAGAAACUAUCGCUGAGUCAGUAUGCUUUACUUAUUUUUGAUGCCCAUGCCAGCCAUAUGAGUGUGAGGAUCUUAGAAGAAGCCAUUAACAACAAUUAUUUUGAUCAAACUAUCAAGCCAUUUGACAGAUAGAUUACAGCCUUUAGAUAAGUGUGUAUAUGGAUCUGUGAAGACAUGUUGGGAAAAAGAACUUAUUUCUCUAGGCAAAAAGAAAAUGGGUUCUGGCUCUGGCUGGUUAACUAAGCUAGAAUUUUCCGAGGUUCUU